Sphaerulina musiva SO2202 is the source of this 3445-nucleotide messenger RNA. RefSeq lists its product as uncharacterized. Bases 127 to 2997 code for a protein of 956 amino acids. The transcript has 3 exons. Gene Ontology annotation, cellular component: cell septum; cytoplasm. The record is from RefSeq and is a predicted model, not a curated record. Gene Ontology annotation, biological process: establishment of cell polarity; positive regulation of G2/M transition of mitotic cell cycle. Lineage: Eukaryota; Fungi; Ascomycota; Dothideomycetes; Mycosphaerellales; Mycosphaerellaceae.
CUCCUCCUCCUACUCAUCCUCCGUCUCCGUCUCCUUUGCCGAACACAGCACAGCGCAGUAGUGGUAGAGCUGGGGGAAUGCUGCUGCUGGAACGACCGUGCAGCGAGUCAGCAUUCCUGGCAAGCCAUGGCAGAAGUGCAGCAGCGACAACGACAGGCAGAGCUCGAGCGUCUGUACCGCGCCCGCAAGAACAACGCCGCCAGCAGCAGCAACAGCAGCAACACUGCCCUCGCUGCGCUGUCCUCACCGUCCCGCCACUCGCCGCAAUUGAGUAUCUCCGAUGACACCCACCACGUAACCGAGACCAUCCAUUCGUGGUACGAGGAAACGCCGUCCACAGCUGCUGCAGCCAGCAUGAACGAGCGGCACGCGGUGCGGCCGCUGAGCUAUAUCAACAGUCCAAGUGAGCGUGAAAGCUUCGAGGCACGUCGGCAGCGCAGGCAUGGCGCACUCAUCAACAGUGCUAGCAAUGCCUCUGUGAUCUCGGACGACUCGCUGGCAACGACACCACUGGCUCGCGCGCAGAGCAACCAGAGUCUUACUAGUAGCAAUCUGUCGGAGCAUCAUGGCAACGACGACAGUCAUGGACAAAACUCGCCCACAUCGCUACAGCGAAUAGGCUCACGUGGUGCUGAGAGUUCUCCAACAUCUCCUCCCCUUCUCAGCAGGCAGUCCAGCACCGACACCGCUGUGCAGCAGUUCCCGCUCAACGACAUUGACUACGAAUCGAGUCCAGCGGCAGUAGCACAGGAGCUCAGCAACCUUCAGGCGAUUAGGCGCAUGUCCAUGAAUGUCGACACUGCGGACCCGGAUCUGCCCUCCUUUGGGGGUGUCAGCAGUAUUUCCAGCGUCGCGCCGCCCAGCGACGGUGAUGAGGACGACCCGUCGAAACUGUUCUGGGUGCCUGCUCGGCUGCACCCGGAAUUGGCUCCUAAGGAAUUCAGGACCUUCAUUGAAGAUCGGGUGGAUCGAAUACGUCGGAGAUCUGGUGAUGAGAAUAGCCUGGCGCCAGAUAAUCUAUCGCGUUCGGGCUCUGCUGCUAGCAGCCUGCGUCGAAAGAAGAGUAUGCUCUCUCAUUCGAUUGACACGAGGGGAAAUUAUCAGGAUGGUGCAGAACGCUUGGAGAGAAAACGAUCAAAAGGCAUGCAAGUGGAAGGACAGACCACCGUAGCUAAUCUACAAGAUCUGGAGGAACUGGUCAAUGAUCCGACUCACCUGAUGCGUCGCAUGAGCCUAGAGACUCAGAGACGGUCAUUGGACUCCGGUGCAGAAGUGCCCCCAAAUGAAGAUAUGCCUAUUCUUCCGCCAGCUAUGGGGACGCUCAAGCGAUCGACCAGGACGACGUAUCGAAGAGGUAGUCUCAAGAAGGGCGAAAGAGUGCCUUUCUCGAAGCGUGCGGCGCAUCGGCAUCCUGAUCAGGAGGGAGAUGGUCAUGGAUCACAGUCCUCGACGACAGUGCACACUGAAGACCGAGAGCCCACACCUGGACUUUCUCGAGUCAGGACAGAGCCUAUACCACCUCCCAAAGAUUCCCAGAUUGGUCAGUCGAGACCGAGACAUGAUCGCACAAAUCAGUAUGGCCAAUCGCAGUCUUCUGAAAGCCUUUCCAACGAAGAAGCUAGCAGGAGUAGCAUCUCAUCAAGGAACGAGCCCGAACGCUAUGAGUAUGAGGAACAUACGGUACCGCAGCCGCCCGCAUCGCAACCGCCAAAGCAGUUUCAGUCUCGUAUAGCGUCUCAAGGACGAACUACUGCCCAGUUACCAGGCUACGACAACAAGAAUCCACUACCACAAAUUGUAGAAACUCUAGCCGACGGCUCCAAGGUUCCCGCCAGCAAUGUGGUCCAGUCUAUCCCAGAGCGAAAAUCAUCACACGAAGUUCCUCGCCAAUUUCAACGAGGGGGAGCACAUAUGCGCCCAGCAUCUGGACGUUCAAAUGCUUCGUCGACGAAACUCGACGAUCUUUCAUCAAAUCCAUCGCCCCUUCCGGGCAGUGGCAGCAUGGGCACCGCCACGCUCACGAUGAUCCCCACGUUCGACGAGAAAAAAGCCGAGAAAAAGGAUGGCUCCCGGAAGAGUAGCUGGAAGUGGAUACUAGGCAGCGAUGAUAAGACCAAGGACGAUGGCAGUGGUGGUGCUGAGUCUACCAAGUCGUCCAAGUCCAACAAGCUUUCCAAAGCCUCUGCAGACAAGGCCAGGUUGGAUGUGCUUCAAAACUCCAUUGAUGGAACUGUGCCUGCACGAGGCAGAGAGAGCAUUGUGCUCAGUCGAGAAGACAUUAAGCUGGAUGAUGAACGGAAGAAAGAUGGCAAAAAGGGAGAGUCCAGCAAAAGUCACAGGGAGAAAGACUCGGGCUUGCUGUCCGCCAUCUUCGGCAACAAGAAGAAGACCUCUGACGGAGAUGUGAAGGAGAAGAAAAAGAAAGGAGAUCGGCAUCACUCCCCGGAGCCUCCGUCGAGGGUUUUGAAGCCUGAUAUUGAUUACAACUGGACACGGUUCAGUAUUCUUGAGGAACGGGCCAUCUACAGAAUGGCACACAUCAAGCUCGCGAAUCCAAGAAGAGCUCUGUACAGCCAGGUGCUGUUGUCCAAUUUCAUGUACUCCUACCUUGCCAAGGUGCAAAUGAUGCAUCCUCAGAUGCAAAUUCCGGCUCAAAGAACGGCUCAGCAGAGAGAGCAACAGCAGCAGCAGCAGAAGCAGCCACAAUCGCAAUCACAAUCACCGCCAUCAUCAUCAUCGUCAUCAUCAUCACAACAGCAACAGCAACAGCAAUAUCCACAACAGCAGCAACAGCAGCAGCAUCCUCCCGAGUACAAUCAGUAUCAGAGGUGGCAAGAAGAACAAGCACGACAAGACGCCAAGCACACACAUUCUGAGGCGCGUACCGACUUUGAUGUGGUACACGACGGGCAGCGAGAACAGGGCAAUGGCCGAAGAACUUCUGCUGAUGAAUGGGAACAGCUCUUUGCACGGGUACAAAGUGGCGAGCACCAAUGAUUACCUAGGCUACCCAAAGUCCAACCAAGCAUAUGACACCCAAGCGGGUUUGUGGAACGACGACGACGACGACGUUGACGACGACGAACGAGACCAGGAAAUGUGGUGAUCUGGUCAUCGCCAUGUGUCAACACUACGAGUACCGUUGGCAUGGACUAUACAUAAAUAGGUAGUCUUGCGAUGUGCAUAGACAGCCUGCGAAACGAACAGCGCGCAUGUGCGCUUUGACCAAAUCUCACUUUUCAGCUCAUUCAAUCUUGGGACUCUUUGCACUCGGUGCCUCCUCUCGCUAAUGCUGUAUGCACGGUCCCCACGGUCACUCAUAAAUACCUGAAGUGGGUUCCCAUGCGAAUAGUCUCUCUCGUAGAAGGCCCAUUAGAAUGUGUGAUAGUAGAGAGAAUUUCACUCUCCUUGCGCGCCACCGGCUCGGUGGCGUUUGCAGGCAUAU